Schistosoma margrebowiei is the source of this 5654-nucleotide messenger RNA. The record is from the annotation of a GenBank genome assembly. Lineage: Eukaryota; Metazoa; Platyhelminthes; Trematoda; Strigeidida; Schistosomatidae.
AUUAUUAAUACUGAACACUCGAAUAAUUUCAUUUGAAGUUGGAAUUAGUGAUUGUGAUAAUUAAACCAUGAUGGAAUUGACAGUUGUCAACGCGUCAAUGGUAACCAAUCAGACAAAUUCUACUUCUAUCCUCCAAAGUCUUGGUAAUGUAUCAAAUAUAACCUGUAAGAAAAAUUCUACUUGCAUCUUUCUUUGUUAUUCAGAACCAGUUGUUCUCAGUGGUUUCAUUUUAACAUCUAUAGGUUUACUUAUUGGACUAGUAAUCAUAUUUAUUAAGAAACUACAUUCUACAUCCAUAAUGAACAGUAUCUUCAUGGCUAUAACGUUGAUAAUUAUGAUUAUCGGUGUUGGAUUACUAAAUUCACGAACACAAUGGUAUGAAAUAGUUAUCUCUGUAACUGUGGAUACCACGUUGGUCAGCUUAGCGAUUUUAUUGGGUGUAAAGCUACAAGUUCGAAAGAGAAAAUUGGCGAUAAUUUUAUUCUCGAUGUGGUGUGUGUUUGGGGUACUUGGAAUCAUUCUAUUGAUUAUAGGGGUGGCACUUAACGAACAUUAUGUACUAGAUACAUGCUGGAUUAGUUGGUGCUGUGCAAUGUUAAUUGUAAGUCCUGAAUAAAUAAUAAAAUGUAAAUACAAAUAAUCGGCCGUUGAUCAAUAUGCAUUCCAAGAUGUUGUUCUGUAGAAAUUAGGACUUUAAGGCAUUAAUGUUUUCAAACCAGAGCACUUAACAAGAAUUCAUCAUGAAGCAUCUUGAAGGAUGGCUGAAAGCAAGACAUUGAGUGGUGAAGUAUUAUCGCUUAGUUCGUUUCUUUAGUUGAAUGACUCAAGAAUUGACAGAUCGAAAUACCAGACACUUACUGUUCAUUUGUUAUGCAUGAAUGUUUAGAAAUUAUCAAGUUGUUAACCCUAUAUCUGUAAAUGCCUAUUAUUUCACUGAUACAUUUGUUGAUAUGAAUACAUUAAUAGUGAAAUAAUCAAUUGAAGCUAGACCACCAUGGAAAACCUGAGAUGACUGGAAAACAGUUCCGUAGUAUCGUAGGACUCCUCUGUAGCAGUGCGCAUCCACGAUCCCACCUCUCGAGAUUCGAACACAAAACCUAUCGAUCUCGCGAGCAAACUAUUAUGAUACUAAUACAAUAUCCACAAAACUCCCUUUUGAUACUAAUGAAUUAUUCAUCUACGUCUUGAUUAUUAUAGGUGAUUGUAUACACAGCAUAUUAUUUGUGUAGAUCUAGUGAAGAAGAACAGUCUCGUGUUAUAUACAUUAUUUUCUUAUGGUCUUAUGAAUAUGUCGCCCUAAUUAUCGUUUCACAAUUUAGUUUAAAUUCAUUCAUCGAUUGUUAUUGGCCAAAACAGUGGAUGAGACAAUGAUUGAACAUGAUGAAUAGAUGUUAUUCCAUUGAACGUUUUUAUAUUUUUGAAGAUUAUUGUAAACAGCUCUGUUAUUUAUAAUAGAUGUUCUAUUAAACAGACGUUCGCCUCUUGGAUUAAGUUUCUGUAUAAAAGAUAUUCGUUUAAACGUCAAACACAUAUUGAAGCACAUUUCGUAUGUACUUGAAAUUACAACAAACCAAACUGACUGAGGUGAUUUGUUCAACGAUCGUAUUUCACAAAGACACACGUUUCAUGACAUCGACAAAUAACGUAGUUUUGAGUGAUUGGUUUUGUAAGUUUGACACUGUUCAGGAUGGAUCAGUCAGUCAAUCAGUCAAAACGUACGUCCAUAUGUAUGCAUCCAUUCAUAGAACUAGUAACUUCAAUGUUCGUAAUAUAUGAAAGAAAGAUUGUAUAAUGGGACAUAGCACAGAAAGAAAGAAUUAGUUGGUAGGAAGGAAGAUGUGAAUCGAUUUUAAUCUCAUAUUUUAAGGGACGACAGAAAGUGUAUAGACCAACACCAUGUGCACACAAACCAAGUGCAUAAUGGUUUCGAUUGGUCCUCUAGACAACAUUGACCGCGCUAAUUACAACUAGAAGUAGGCCAAGGAAAUUUAUUGUCUUAUUAGAAGCAUAUAGUGUCUUUCGAACUGAACAUUCACUGUUUGGAUACAAUUACAUCUAGCUAAUGAGUUCCAAAUGGGAUGAAACUAACUUGCUGAAUUCCACUGCUAAACGCACCACAUCUAUUCUAUAAACACUUAUGACAACGAGUAUACCUAAGUAAUUUGAAUAGGAUUUGCAUAUACUAACUAAGUCUGAUCAAAGUCCAGUGAAUAUAUAAACCACGGAAUGAUCCAAGCAAUUACAAUUUGAAUUAGAAUCGAUGGGAGUUUAAAUAUAUAGUCUAUAUAUUGAAUGCAAAUAAAACCUUCACGGUGUGCCCAUCACCGACAACCAUAUAAAGCUGAAAAAAUGACCUUCGAAAUUUUCCUACCACGUUUAUGUAUACAAAGGUAUUUUGUUCAUUUCUUUUCCGUACCAUAUCCUUCACAAACUAUCGGCAACAAAAAUGACCACUUAUUGCAGCCCAAUAAUUUGGAUAGUAUUUUGGAUAAUAUCAUAUCCACAGUUACGUUCAUCAUUUAAUUUUAUCCUCAUCUCACACAUUACUCACAUGACGUCCUUGUUUUGUCUUUAGGAACGCAAUCCAGGACAUAAGUUUUAUCGUAUUUGGAACUUGUCAGCCAGUUGCGUAUGCAUCUUGAUGUUGAUGUUCACACUAAGACUCAAACUCAGUCCUUAUCGUUUUAAACACUUAAAGUUUAUAAACUUCACUAGUGACACUAUAUAGCCAUCAACCUGUUCAAAGUAUUGUUAAAGGUUUGUUAUUUCCCACUGUCUAUUUGUUCGCAAUUAAUUGGUCUCUUGUGCCAUUUGUUCGUCCUGAGCGGAUUACCUCGACAUAACUAAUUAGAGAUUCAGGUACUCAGAUAUUUUGAUUAUGUAACGUAUUAGUGGUUCAUUCAUUUCGUUAUUUCUCUAUCUCUUAAACACACAUACACACCAAACAUGUAUAUUUGUUUAAAUUUUGAUUCAUCGAUAAUGAGACUAUUUAAAACUAGUGAUAAAGUCCACAAGUAAUCAAAUGUAUCAGAAGGGUUUAUUAGAAUACUAUAGUCAUUUCAGCGGUUGAGAUCAUGAGUCAACUGAAGUUGGACCACCAUGGAAAACGUAAAAGAAAACCAUGGUGGUCUAGCAUCAAUCGACUCAUGAUCUCAACAAUGUUUAUUACACAUAAUGCCUAAAAUAUUCAUUAUGAGGGUUGUUUACACUUUAGCAUAAAGUAUGUCGUGUUAUAAUUCGUCAUGACUAAAUGAUAAACUUCAUUAUCCUAGAUUUUGUGCUAUUUACAACUGAUUGAUCGAUAAGUAAUGGCCAAUCUAAUGUUUGUAUAGUUCUUCAAUGCAAAUCGAAUCUUAUCAAUCAAUUUAUUGUGUGUUCAUUUGUGCAAUUGAAGAUAACUAACAGGGAAACCCUGAAAUUUGUUAUAUUGAUAUUCUACACUGAUCAGAAGACAUGGGACUGAUUCUACCUAAUGGAUUCGGAUUCGUAUCAUAUAACUUAACGGUCUGAGAUGUCGCCACUGAACUGUUCAGACAACCAAUGGCCCUGUGUUGGACUAAAAUAUUUUCGUAGUGCUUCAUGAUGCAUAUGAUAUUUGAUCAAUGUCAUGUUUGAUCGAUCAGUACUGAAUAAUUAGAGGAAAAUGAUUUUAUAAAUAGCAAGGAAAUAUUGAUUUUGAGUAAUCUUGAUUCAAUUGAACAAUUGAUCGUAUUUAAUGGAUCGCUAACAAGUUGAUCGUAAAAUUUUAAUUCCUUAUUCAUUCAGUAUAUUUGAUGAAUCUUCGGUGAACGUUACUGCGGUCUAAAGUACCAGUUUUUAUACUACACAGUUGGAAAAUAUUUUAUUUGUGUUAUGAGUUUAAAACAUUAGGAAGCGUUGUUCAUGAACUGUUGUUGCAUUAGGUAAUCAAAGAUAAGCUUGAUUGUAUAUUUAUCUAUCUUGUAUCAAGUGAGGGGGGUAUACAAUACGUGGUAAGAUGUUUGAUCUAUUCAUGAACAUUCUAAUCUGUUUUAUUAAAGGCUAAAGAGGCUAAAUCAUAGUAUUUUGAAUCAGGUCUGAAUCUGUGCUGGACAAGUAGUGUUGUUUUGACUUGUGUUGUCAAAUAAAUCCUCAAAAGAAGUAAGUAGCUUAACGAGCCAUAGACAAUGAUAAUGAUCUUAUUAAAUUUAUUGAACACUCUCCUAACUUAAAGAGAUUGAUCGAGCAUUCGCAUUAGAUCCUGUUUAGACAUACUGUACUACCGGUCUCCGACAAUCAGAAGUUAACUUAUAUUUCAUAAAUUACAUUACAUCAACUAUCGGUUCAAAUUCUCUUUCAUCACAUGCCAUUAUUCUUGAAUUCCGCUUUCUUUUUGACCAUAUGAUGAAUGUGUAAAAAAUAUGUAAGACGGUAGUGUUAUCAAACCGAGAGUAUCUUUGACUUCUUCAAACUAGACAAUUCGCUAAUAUACAAAGCCUACACAAGACCCUAUGAUACCUAAAAAAAUUAAUUUAUUCUCAAAUAACAGUUUGUUACAUGAAGCAUGCCAGUUUACAGGCAAGAUCAAAUAGUUACAAAUAAUACAAUAUCCACUGUAGUAAAUGACUUAGCUGAGUUGAUAAUUUAUAAGAUAUGAAUGUAGAUGAUUUUAGUCAGUAUCACAUUUGGCGCGCUUCGUGAAAGUUGCGUUGCAAAUGUGCAAAUGAUUGUCAGGGAUAGAUCCAUUGAAGGUGGGAGCUUCUAGAAUUCGCAACCUUAUGUCCCUUUGUAAUAUCUAAGGCUUUAAGGACGGUGCAGGAUGAAGUCACCAGUUCCAUAUCUCAAGAGGGCUGAAAGAAAGUGCAAGAAAAUGAAAGGGCAAAAGGCAAAGUAGCCAAUUUUUAUGAAAGAAAAGUGAAGGUAUGGCUACUCAGUCUAAUUUUCUUUUUAUGGAGUAUUUACUAAGCAAGAGCAUCCUAAUAGGGUAAAGAAAAUAAGUGUGGACAAUAUAUGAGUGGAUAAACAGCUGACAAACGGAAGUGGUUCAGAAAGGAGCUGAGAGUAUGGGAUUAUGUGUAGUUAUAAAAUAUAGUGCUAAAAACAGUACUGUGAUACACAACUGCCUAUCUCCUUUUUAUUUUCGAAGAUGUUGGAGCCUUUUUAUUUAUUUGUUUAUUUAUUUUUAUAGAUUUCAUAGGGUCUUGAAUAGGCUUUGUAAUUUAGUGAACUGUCUAGUUUGCUUGUAAAUAGGAUCACUGUAUAGGAAAUGAAACCCAUUCAACGUUCUAAACUAGAUUUACUGAAGCAUUUUUGCAUGAUAAAUCAGCAUCAAUACCAAAAGUUCCUGACAUCCCACUAAACCAUAAGGAGCCGUAAUUAAACAAAAUAUUCUGCCCUAUAGACACGGGUGGAUUGAAGUUAUCUCCCCACCAUCAUGUUUGCUGGUCAGUAACGCCACCCUCCCUCCUUUUAUGGUGUUAGGCUCUCUUACGUUUGUGGUAAGUAUGAAUACUGCUUUAAUCAAAGUCCACUGUCUCUACUAGCUACUUGUUACAAGCAAAUCAGAUAGUUUUAGAAUUUGUAUUAUGGGUUAGAUGUCCAUUUAUAAUAUCACAUUGCUAUUAAAAUAACUAAUGGUUUAGAGAAAGUAAAGACUAAUAGCAGAUCAAAGGACAUGAGAGGGUAUAAAAUUGUAG